CGGCAUCUUCGGAGGCUUCAACUGGCAAGCAAGGACUUGAACGUGCAAAGCAAGCAGGAUAAAGAACUAACCUUUGACGACAAAACUGCAUUGACAGCAUUCAAAAACCAAAAGAAGGACAAGGACAAAUCUCUUCAUGCUACAGCUCUGUCACUACUAGCUAGUACUGAUAUUGAACCCACAUUGCACCACCAUGACAUCCCAAGUAGCGACGCGACGGCAGACAGUCCCAAUCAAGCAGGAAAAACGGAGAAAGCCGCGUCGUCAGAGCGGCCAUGCAGUAGCCUUUGAAAACAAGGAAACCGUGGUGCAGAGAUCACGCUUGGAGCGGACCGACAGCGACAAGGUAAUACGGCGCAACAGUAUGGAGCGUAAGAUGUCAGUCCGGAACUCCAUGAAGUUGCCCCAAGAUUUCCUGAAGGGAUUGACUGGUUUGGACGAUUCGCUCAAUCGAAUGUCAAUGAGUGGAUCUUGUCGCGGCUUGAACGACUCCAAAGGAGAGGUGACGUCCGAGAACGCCAACACUCAUGGACCCUCCUUCAGUAAGAAACAGCUUGAAGAAAUGUCCAAACAAGCGCUUCAAUUUUCGGACAGCGAUACAGAGGACGAAGUGGAGUUGGAUUUGGAGGAUGCCAUAGUUCUGGAGGAAAAGGCUUAGUCCCCGAAUGUGUGGAAGCAGCAGAACUCCUGUGUGAUUUGAGGCAAGACGCUUCACUGAGAAUCAUUUCGCACGGAUUGGCUCCUGGGAGCGAGUCAGAAAUCUGAAAAAUAGGGUGGUGGACGCAACAAUCGCCGUGGACGGUUGUUUCGAAUUGCAGAGGUUGGACGAGAACAGGAUGGACUGGCUAUUGCUACAUUCAGAAAGGGAAUCUUCAAUCUAAUUUGUUUCUUGCUUGCUGGGUUGUAUCAAGCUCGGUCCUUCUCCUCUGUACAACAACAAAACAAAUAAACGACAAUCAUAAUGAUGACAACACAGUGGAAAGCGGGCACACUUCUUGAUUCAUUCGCACGGAGCAUGUAACAAUGUAGCCUUCAUUUCUCCUCUGAUUCACGAGUGUAUGUAUGGUAGUAGAAGUCUCUGCUUCGAAGGCCGAUUG
Seminavis robusta is the source of this 1097-nucleotide messenger RNA. The record is from the annotation of a GenBank genome assembly. Lineage: Eukaryota; Bacillariophyta; Bacillariophyceae; Naviculales; Naviculaceae.